Messenger RNA from Stomoxys calcitrans (stable fly), 2859 nucleotides. RefSeq lists its product as uncharacterized. Lineage: Eukaryota; Metazoa; Arthropoda; Insecta; Diptera; Muscidae. The transcript has 8 exons. Bases 273 to 2561 code for a protein of 762 amino acids. The record is from RefSeq and is a predicted model, not a curated record.
ACGUACAUAUGUAUAUAUAUUAUUUCAUAAGUUCAUUUUCAUCUUAUUUAUAGAAUAAAAAAAUAUUAAAAAUAUACAGAAAGCCAGUAUAAUUGCAAAAUAAAUAGUGAAAAGUGAAAAAUGUGUACACAUGCAUGCACAAAGUAACCAAAAUCGUAAAUGAAAGUUAAAACUAGUGGAAAUCCAGAACUUAACGAGUGCUAGAGUAAAAAGAAUAAUAUUUUAUUCAUACUAUUUGUCGGAUACAUUUUUUUAAGACCCCCAUAUUAUGUAUGGGUUCCAAAAUUGUUAAUUUAGAGAUUUUUCUUAUUUACUUUCUUCUAUUAAUACCAUGGCCUCAUACUCAUGUUAUCAAGCGUUUAUGCUCGAAAGAUAGCAGCCGCCUAGUUCGUAAGAUAGUUCGUUCAAAAUGGACACCGAUAUUAGAUAAGUAUCAGGUGAAACUUCCUCUCGAAUGCCCAUUGCAUCCAUUUCGAGAUAUAUUUGCACCCCGACAAGAUGCCAAAAAACGUGAUAGACCUACACAAUGGACUUGCAGAUUGUGUGGCAAAAGUUUCUAUCAAGAGAAAUUUUUGGAUUUACAUUUCGAGACAAGACACAAAGCAAUUAUAAACGAGGCUGAAGACGCUGUGUGCUUAGCAGACUAUUGCGAUAUUAUGCGUUGUGAAGUUUUUCAAACGGAGGAGUCAUCAUCGUUGAAAAUCGGUGAUCAGAAUAUUGUGACAGACAUAGAGGUUUGGGGCGAUUCAUUUGGUCAAAACUCAGCACUGGCUAAGGCGAAUGUAGCAUAUUUAAGUUUAUUACCCAUCAGAACUUCCUCUAUUGGUGCAUCUCGAGCAGCCAAAGUACAAAAUCGUCAAUUAUGUCAGGAUAAAAUUGGCCAAACAAAAUGUCAACAGACUGAAACCUCUAAUGAGAACUAUAUUUAUAGUACUAACAAUAACAACAAUGGUGCCUCACGUACAAAAUAUACGCCACAUAUUCAAACACCAGCGGAGAGCUUAACAUCAUCAGCAGCACCACACAUUUAUAGCAGUUCAUCGUCGUCCUCCUCAUCUUCGGGAGCGUCGAGAUCACAAAAAACGUAUUCAACAACAUCGAGUAGUAGCACCAGUAACAGCGCCUAUUCCUCUGGUUCCGGCACAUCGGGCAGCGGUACUACUUCCACGUCGUCAAAUACCAAAGAAUCUACAAGUCAUCAUGCUGAUGGUGGAGCAGAACACAAUACACGCACCGAAAAUAGCAAUAGUGAUGAUAGUGUGAAGACCCAGACAAAUACAUCCGAUGACGAUGAGAGAAGUAAAACAUCUGGGAACAAUGGCCAAAUGUCAACCAUGCAAAAGAUAAGGGCCAAUUGUAAAGCAGAAGAACUGAUAAAGUUGAAGUCAAAAUGUGAAUUUUUGGUGCGCACUUGUAUUGGGGGCCUUAUUCUAUCGAUGUCGGAUCAGCAGUUCAGGGAUAUGGAAGAGGAAAUGAAUAAAGCAGUCUGCUGGUAUUUAACCUGUGAACGUUACUGGGAAGAUGGUCCAUUGGAGCCACGUGCCUUUCCUUGGGGUUUAAUUGUAAUCCUAAUUUUUGUUUUGUCUUCGGGCAUAUGUUUUUGUUAUUACAUCAUUUGGAUACUAUUUGACUCCGAAGAGGCGACAAUCAAUGCCAACACGAACGCCAAUCAUCUCUACCAUACACAGCAAAUGCAGCACCAACAUCUGCAACACCAGCAGCAGCAGCAACAGCAGCAUCGUCAGCAUAUUUAUAUACCCGCCAGCCAUCAACAUCAGCUGCAACAUCAUCCAUCGCAAAUUCAAGAUCAUUAUCAUUUUCAAGAGUACCCUACUACCGGGAUCCAUCACCAUGGUAUGAGCAACGUAGAGCAUCCGAGCAGCAGCAACACCAAUCAGUACUAUUACCAUCAGGCCCAGGGCGAGGUAGGCCAUCACGAUAUGUACCCCGAACCAGUGCAAUACGAUUAUCGUCACAGCCCCAGGCGUUACAUAGGCGAUCAGCGUCGGCCGGGUACCCCGAUUACGAUGGCCACCGGACAGGCGACAUUAGGCACUCAAAGCGGUGGCGCACAGACUCCACUGCGUCAUCCGACGAAUCUGGCUUACCAACAGGACAUUUUAGACCGACGCGAUUAUAUAAAUAGCCGAGCCCAUGGUACAUCGGUUGUUAGCAGUCACAAUACAUUGGCUUCAACUCGUGGUCCAAAUACUGGCUCCUCCGGGGCCCUAUCGAGUCUCGGUCACCAUUCUCAGGCCCAGCUAGACUGUGAUAGUACAUUACCCGCAACUCAUUUGGGCAGCAGUGGCGGAAUCACAGCAUCCACAAUGUCAGGUGACGGAAUUGGUGGUGGUGGUGCUGUGGGUGGCAUGAAACACUACAACACCAUACCACGCCCCUUGGAACCAAGACAGCGCUAUGUAAGCGGUUCACAGCAAUCGCUAAGGGCCUCCUCGUCCACACACGAAAUCAUACAAAAUGAGGUGGGGCACAAUGAACAUUAUAUUUACGUAACUUAUCCGCCGGAUUUAAAAAAACGCUUUUUCGAAAAAUACGAAUGAACCAAACAACAGCAGCCGCACCAGCAAAAAAGCACCAAUAUGCCAAAGAUACAGAGUAACAGAGAGAUACAGAGUAACAAAAGGACUCACUGAGAGCACUUACUACUACUACAACUACUUCUACUGGCUGGCGGUCAUUGUGGUUUGACAGUUUAACAGGUGCCACACAUCAACUCCCAUAUACAGAUAUAUCGAUGUCGAUGUUGUUGAAGGACACAAAAAGCAUAGACACAAAUAAGAAAUUAUAUUUUCUCUAUUUCUUUUUCUUAUGAAUAUACGAGUACUCGCAAAUGUAGAA